AGGCGAGAGAGGGAGAGAGAGAGGCAGACUGAAGGAGAAGACGAGAGAGAGAGCAAGGAAUGGAGUGGUGGGAGAGAGAAAGGAGGCGAGAAACGGAGUGAAAGGCUCCACACAGCAGAUUAUAAAUCUGUAUAUUAACAGGACUAAAGCUCGGGGGUCUUGAGGUGGCUUUAUUGCAGAUGCUGCGUGUGGGGGGUGCUCACAAAGCCUCAAGAGGUGGUCUUUUCUCUUAACUGUGGAUCUUUGCAAAUAAGGAAGUGGAACUCGCGGAAUCGGUGAACGCCGGUGUGUCAGGCACGGUGGUGGGCUGGUCGGAGGUCUCUGACCCCCUCAUUUUCAUUUCUUGGAAGAAAAGAGAAGCACUAAAGAGACACCAGAGAAAAGGGAUGGUGGCAGCGAGGGACCAGUGAGCCAUUUCUCUUUUUAUUAUCUUCAUUCAGAAAACCAUUGCAUCCUAUUAUCGAAGCGAUGUAGAGGCAUUCUCUCCGAUUGGUGGAGGAAGGGUCCCAUUGACUGCUGAGGCUUAGCGCCCCUCUUCAAACGCUAGUCCUUUUCAUCCCAUUCCCCCCUCUCAUUGCCUAUAUCCUUAUGUGCGCUGUUUUUUCUGUUCUCUCUUUUUUUGUCCCUUCUUUUCGACUCGACUCAGGAAUCAGGAGGAAUUGCAUUUGUUAGUAGAAGUGGGUGUUUCUGUCAUUGUUGUUGGUGCCUCUGCAAAGGACAGCUGAGCAGAGAGAGUGAGAGACAGCUUUGGAGAUAAUAUAACGGCAGACUGAUGAAAAGGGGGAACCUGGCACUUCAGGAACAGCUGACAAACCAAUGGUAUGCGAGACACGAUGAAAAGAAAACUGUUACGGAGUCUGACAACCAUUUUAGGGUAGCUAUUUACUGAGAAUAUUGCCACUUCUUGGAGGAAAAAAGAGACAGUGAGCCAAACAUCACGGCUGCUUCCCUUCUGCUUUUCCUGUUGCUAAGCAAAGUCUCUAACCCGAAGUUCGUUGAUAGUACUGAGCAUCACUUUACAGCCAUGAAAGGAAGCUCAGAGGAAAGCAUUGAAAGUGUCAGGCCCUCCAACCUGCAAGCAUUUGCCAACAUAUCCACCCUACAUGGCAUGAGUCACAUAUUUGCCUAUGGACAUAUGACAUUUCGUCGAUUUCUUUGGACUAUUUCUUUCUUGGGCUCACUAAGCUUACUGAUGCUGGUCUGCAUGGAUCGGGUAUCGUAUUAUCUAGAGUAUCCUCAUGUCACCAAGUUAGAUGAAGUGGCGGCAACAAACCUCACUUUUCCUGCAAUUACCUUCUGCAACCUUAAUGAGUUCCGCUUCUCCAAAAUCACUAAAAAUGACCUUUAUCACGUUGGAGAGCUCCUGGCCCUCCUUAACAAUAACCACCAGAUAGCCAACCCGCACUUGGCUGAGGCUGAGGUUCUGACUGUCCUAAAGGAAAAGGCGAACUUCCAGAACUUCAAGCCCAAACUCUUCAACAUGACUGAUUUCUAUAACCGAACAGGGCAUGACAUCAGUGAGAUGCUUCUGCAGUGCACCUUUCGAGGAGAGGAUUGCUUCGCUGUAAAUUUCACCACAAUUUACACACGCUACGGGAAAUGCUACACCUUCAAUUCCGGGUUAGAUGGCAACCCUUUGCUGACCACCUUGAAAGGAGGAACGGGGAAUGGUUUGGAAAUCAUGUUGGAUAUCCAGCAGGAUGAAUACCUGCCGGUUUGGGGAGAGACAGAUGAGACAUCGUACGAAGCGGGCAUCAAGGUUCAGAUCCACAGCCAGGACGAGCCGCCCUUCAUUGACCAGCUGGGAUUUGGUGUAGCACCCGGUUUUCAAACUUUUGUGUCAUGUCAGCAGCAACUGCUUCAGUACCUCCCACAACCUUGGGGAGAUUGCAAGUCCACACCAAUAGACUCCGAAUUCUUCUCCACGUACAGCAUCACUGCAUGCCGCAUCGACUGUGAAACACGGUACCUGCUGGAGAACUGCAACUGCAGAAUGGUUCACAUGCCCGGUACUUCAACAGUUUGCACGCCUGAGCAGUAUAAAGACUGUGCAGACCCAGCUUUAGACUUUUUGGUAGAGAAAGACAACGAUUACUGUGUCUGUCAGACCCCCUGCAACAUGACUCGCUAUGGCAAGGAGCUGUCCAUGGUAAAGAUCCCCAGUAAGGCAUCUGCUAAAUAUCUGGCUAAGAAAUUCAACAAAACUGAGCAAUAUAUUGGAGAAAAUAUAUUGGUGCUGGACAUCUUCUUUGAAGCUCUAAACUAUGAGAAAAUUGAGCAGAAGAAGGCCUAUGAAAUUGCAGGGCUUCUCGGUGACAUUGGAGGUCAGAUGGGGCUGUUUAUUGGAGCCAGUGUUCUAACAAUACUGGAGAUAUUUGACUACCUAUAUGAGGUGUUUAAGGAUAAGGUUCUGGGAUACUUCAUGCGUAAGAAACGACCGCAGCGUUGUCAGAGCGACAAUCUGGAGUUUCCAGAGAACCCAACCAGCCCUGGUGUCACGCCUAAUCAUGCCCCCAGAGCACAUGUGACACCCUCCGGAGUCACUCGGACAGCCUCGGAUUCACGCCGAACAUGUUACCUCGUCACCCGACUUUAGGCAACUUUGAGGAAUUUGCUUGCUGAUGACACAACGCAGGGGCUGGGGCACAUCGAGACUUGACGGCAAACUGUGAAAUAAUUUGUGUAUUUAACAGAGAAGCAUUACGUGUAUACUCAAAAGCAGUACGAUAGAAAUAGAAGAUCAUUGUCUCUCUCUCUUUCUCACGCACACACACACACACACACACACACACACACACACACGCGCAGACACACACAAAAGACACCACUUCCAAAACAGAACUCAGGUUUAACAUCCAUGUGAAGGGCAUCAAUGUUCAUUUUAUCCACGUUUCAUUUUGUUACUUUGGUUUUGUUAACCUGUCACUUUAGAUCGAACAAUCCGCACAAACAAAUCUGUCCAGAAACGGGUCUCCAACCUGUGUUGAGUGUCGCGAUAGCACUAUGUAAGCUUUGCUGUGUACUAAUGAAGCCAGAAAACAAGGGAAAAAAUGGACUGGUAUGUUGCAGCAUUGUUAAUCUUUACAGUACUAUAUCUCCCAGCAUUCAACGAAUGCUGUAUAGAGUAACCAUGUUCUUUUAAGAGUAUGGUUGAAAGAGUAUGAUUGUUGGUUGAAAGAGCUUCUGAGACCCGAAUGAAAACAAUUGAGUCUAAUGUUGCCUUUUGCUACAGUGAGACUGUGGCAUGUCUCAUUAGACAAAUGUGCUUACUUGAUUUUAAGACCGAGCAAGAACUUCAUUGUUUGUAUAUAUGCAAAAGCAUUAUGUAUUAUUCAGCAGUUGCCAUCCUAUGGGCUGAAAUAGGAUUGCUUUAUCGACUUUAGUCAAUCUUUUACAGUAUAGUCACGAAAAAGGCAGUUGAUUGUAUCUUUAAACGAUUUUACACUUGUUUGUUUGGUUGUUGUUUUUUUAUUUUUAUUUAUUUUUUCAUUAUUGGAAAAAAUUCCUCGUAUGUUUCCUACCAUUAUAAUGGAUGCUAAAAAUUCAUCAGUUCAAAUAAAACCACUGUGGCAAGCUGUUUUAUAAUUUAAUAUACAAAAAAAAAAUCCUGAAAGCACAUAUCUGUAAUUUAAUCCUUCGUACUCAACAAGAACAUUUCGACAAUGCAAAAUGCAGUUUGUUCUUUCCACAGUCAACUUGUCAGAUACCUAAAGUGUCAUUGUUUGUCUGACGCCCCUUUUCCAAUUUCACAAAUGAAUUCAUCCUUUGCAGAUCUUCCUUCUGAAACAGAAGUCGCACUACAACAAUUAUGUUGCUUGUCUUUAUAUAACUUAUGUUUCAAAAACCUAAACCCUUAUUUGAGAAUUGUUAAACUAUUCUUACACUGAUUCUUGUCUAAAAAUCGUAGUCACAUGUUUCUUAUGUCACAGCCAUAAAGUGUGUGUCACAUAUUUUCUUUAUAGUGGUGUGUAUUUGGAUCAAGGCUUUAAAAUGUGAGUUGGUUUAUCCUAUGACUGUCACUGUCUCUUUUUGUUGUUUUUCCCCCCAUUUUUCAUAUUUAAAGAUUGCAUUACCAUCUUGGACUGAAUUUCACAGUUUUUGAAUGCCCCCAAAUAUAAAUUAGCUGAAGGUCAGACUUUCCAGCCUCAGUACUGUCUAAAAGCAUUCAGUUUGCAGAUGUGAACAAAUAUCCAUCAGUGCAGACGGAGCAUUUGGAAAGACUAGCAGGAGCGUAAAUAAUGUUAAUAUUGUAUCAUUGCUGCGACGUUUGUGUAGCAUAUACCGGUACAUAGAUUUUGUAGCAGUACUGAGUAUGUGCUGUAUAGAUUGCUUCUCUAAAUCGAGGCGGUCAUGCCUCUGAAAUGUACCACCAAAAGGUCUGUGGCUGCCUGGCUUGACUAGAGAGGAAAUUACAAUUGCUAAACUACCAGACCGGUAAAAAGGUGAAUCUGGAGCAUAACCUACUAAACUCCACAUAUCUUCAUGCACCACUGAAACGUAAUGCUGAUAUGCAAUAAUGUGACAAAGGGUAAAGCCCUGUAUAUCUGAAAUGUUCUUUUUGACUGGGAAGAAUUGGACUAUGGACAUCUGCAGUAGAUAUCCAGUCUAACCAUUGAAUGUAAAAAUAUGCAGAAAUGCUAAAAGGACAUUAAAAUAUGUUAAACUUUUGUUUGGUGAACUCAUAGUUGUGAAGGCCUUAAAAUAAGUUACUAGUUAGAUUCUUCCGUUAAAGGUAUUUUGUAAAAGUUCUGACAAUUAAGAAUGUCUCUUUGAACUGGAGAAAUACUGUUUGAUCGCCUAAGAGCUAUUUAAAGAAUAGGAGCGGCCUGAUUAUAUGUUGCAAUGGCAUUCCAUCACUUCUAGGGUGGGGUUCCUUUCUCUACCUUCAAGGAGACAUCUGUUCUGAUCACAGAUAAACACAAAUCAGUUCAACAAAUACAAAGAUCUGCUGUUAUUGCAGAGGUCAAUAUUUACUGUUUGUAUAGAAGUGCCGAACAAAGGUAAGAUGUAAGUAGGAGUUGAAUGAAAGAUGCUUAGAAAAGGGGUUACACAAUUGUGAAUUUUUUCUUUCAAGUUUACCACAAAUCAAUGCCUUGCAAUAGCUGUUGCAUCCCUUUGAACUUUGACAUUUUAACAUGUUAAUACCACAGACUUCAGUGUAUUUCUUUUGGAUUUUAUGUAAUAAACCAGCACAGUGUUGUGCAUAUUUUGGAUGAAAGAAACAACAAAAUAGUUUUCAAAUUUUGGGCUAGAAGAGCCUCAAAGAGGAAGAGAGGGACUUAAGAGGAGACGCUCAUGUGGGAGAAUUUGUUGCAAUGCAAACUAUUUGCCAUACACUUCUAUCAAAAAAUGGCAAGAAGAAAGCCAUUUUGGAGUGAGCUGUAAGGAGCCUUGUUUGUGACAAGACAUAUGGGGGACAGAAUAAACAUUUGGAAGGAGGUUCUCUAGUCGGAUAAAAGCAACUUUUUGGCCUUACAUGCAAACGCAUGAUGGGUGGAGGAAAGCUAAAACUGUGGAUAGCUCUAAACUCACUAUCCCCACGGUGAAACGUGGAGGUGGUAGCAUCAUUUUGUGCAAAUAAAUAUUCGCAGCUGUUCAAAGCUGAUGAGAAUGUUGAAAGAGCUAAAUACAGGACAAUCCCAAAGAUGACUUAGAAAAUCUACUCAUACUCUGCUUGAGCUUUUCUACAUAGAAUAGGUGGAAAUAUUUAGUAUGUAAAUGGACAUAGUUUGUAGAGAGAUGCCCUUAAAGACGGCUCUAAAAGUCAUUAAUUAGGAGUUGCUAAAUACAAAUGCAAGCCACAGUCUUCAGAUUUUUAGAUGUAAAAAUGUCUGACAACAAUGCAUCUUCUACUUCCACCUCACAAUCAUGCACUAGUUUCGUAUGCUAUAUAAAAUCCCAAUGAAACACACUGAAGUUUCAGAUUGUAGUGUGACAACUUGUGAAAAAGUUCAAUGGGUAAGGCAUUGCAUAUAGUUUGGCCUACCUACCGUAAUGGAAAAAAAAAACUGUUAAAAAUGGCAACAGGAACAAGAAAAGAGAUCUUUCCAUGUAAAUAAACAACAGUAAUGCCUGAGGAUACCCCGACCACGUGCAACAGAAGAGAAAGGAAAGUGCACCACAACCGUGUAUCUCAAACUUGAAAACAAAGGUUUUACAGUUAUUUUCCAGUGUGGAGAAAAUUGUAAAGAACCUAUUAGGUUCUGGGAGGCAGAGCUGAGUGAAUCCAAGCCAUAUGAACUAAAGUUAUCGCAUUAAAUUGGUGAAGGGAAACAACUUACAUAGAUCUCUUUCAUGUCUUAGGGAGGAGGGGGAGGAAUACAUCGACCUGCACAGAAACUGUCUGACUUGCUGCUGCCCUUCUUAUUUUAACCUGUUCUUCCAUCACAGUGUCUUAAAGCUAUUCAGCAGCACAAUCGCCCGCGAUAGUAAUCUAAUCAGCAAGAAGAGUUUAAAAAGACUGGUGACAUUCCGAAACCUGAUAGAAACUUGUAAAUACCUGCAAUCAAAUACCACAAAAAAACAAACAAAAAAACAACAAAAAAUCAGAUACUUGUGUAAAGCGUUGCAUAAGAAUAUUUAUAUACUGACACAGAUAUAUAUAUAGAGAGAACAUAUUUCUUCAUUUUCUCAUUAACAGGAGGAAAAUGGAUUUCAAAGUCUCGUUUUGGGAAUCACACCCUGACUUACUGAAAGAAUGCCUCAAACAUCAGAACCAUGCAUCGCAGCAUUAUUCAGUUUGUUCGACUUCCAAGAGCUGCAUUGUACAAUUUGACCACUGUAUACAAACAUUACUAUCCCAAAAUAUGUAAUACGCCACAAAUAACAGUUUAUGAUGUAUAAAUGAUCCAGUAUAAUAAACUAUAUUUACCCAUCAAUACUUAAGUACAUAACUUUCCUUCUUACCUUGGUGUCAUGCUUCUUCCUCUGUUCCACUGCUGUCCUUGUCUCUAAACUAUUGGACCUAUUGGUACUAUUUACAAAAAAAAAAAUUAAAAAAAGAAGUUCAGAACAACUUUUUCCUUUCUUUUAUGUGAGAGUUUUCUGAGUGUGCCACAGUUUAAUUUCAUGGUAUUCAGACCACUGUAGCUUUGUUACUCUGUAGUUUGUGUAUUAGAUGACUGUUGAUGUGAAGCACAAACCCUUGGAAAUUAGCCAUGGCUCGAAAGCCAACGACGGGGUGUCUAUGACUCUGACAGCCUUCUGUGGCUCUAAUAUAAAAUGACACAAACUGUUAAAUGUGAUGUACUCUUGGCUCUGACAACAGGAGCGAGAACGGAGCCACCUUUAAGACAAACUUUGAAGAGAUUUUACAUUUUCAGGACAAAAAAAAAA
Fundulus heteroclitus (mummichog) is the source of this 7335-nucleotide messenger RNA. RefSeq names its product acid-sensing (proton-gated) ion channel 1c (gene asic1c). Gene Ontology annotation, cellular component: membrane. The record is from RefSeq and is a predicted model, not a curated record. Gene Ontology annotation, biological process: sodium ion transmembrane transport. The transcript has 11 exons. Bases 1025 to 2596 code for a protein of 523 amino acids. Lineage: Eukaryota; Metazoa; Chordata; Actinopteri; Cyprinodontiformes; Fundulidae.